Labrus bergylta (ballan wrasse) is the source of this 3902-nucleotide messenger RNA. RefSeq names its product fibrinogen silencer-binding protein (gene fsbp). The record is from RefSeq and is a predicted model, not a curated record. NCBI's taxonomy places the organism in Eukaryota, Metazoa, Chordata, Actinopteri, Labriformes, Labridae.
UAUAAACCCAACACUUUAGUUUCCGCUCCAAUUUUUCACAAGUUUAAAGCAAAGCUCUUAAGACCUCUCAAAAUACCUAUUCCUCUCUCAUUUUGUUCACAAAUGUGUUAAAAUCUGUGUUGAUGAGCCAUUCUUCUUUGCCUGAGAUAAUCCAUCCACCUGGCAGGUGAUGCAUAUCAAGAUGCGGUUUAAACAGCAUGAUCAUGUCACCAUCGUGCCUUCGGCUGGCCACUCUAAAAUGUGAAGUUUUAUCUUAAAAAGAGACAUUUAUUAGCCCCUGCACUGUGGAUAGGUAAUUAUUAAGUUGCAAACUCUAAGAUCUUAACAAAUCAACUAAAUAAGUUAAAAAGGGAAAUUUACACUUUUAAGCUUGUAUGUAAAUUUAUACAUUUACAUUUAAAUGUUUAUUUUAACCCUAGAAUACAUGUUUUCACAAACAAUAAAUGGCAAGUUAAAUUGCUCAUAAAAUACAAAUUAUAGAAAUGUUUUGAUAAUGUCUCUCUUCUAAAUGAUGCUGCCUUCAUAGAUGACUAAUGACCUUAAAUUACAGCUAAAAAAAAUCCAUUUAGAUCAGGAGACCAGUACUUUAAAGCACCUACUUCAUCAUCUCCAUUAACAAUCAACACACUGAAUAGAAAGAUGUUCAUCUUUUGCAACUAAUUACCCAUUAAGGUGUUUGAAUCUCCACAUAUAUGUUCUAGUAUCCAGAUUUAUUUUAAAUCAAGCCUAUUUAUUGCAACGAAGCCAGACUUGUAAGUCAUUGAUUCAGCUGCUUAUUUUAUAUCGGAGACGAACCGUGCGACGCGUUGAAAGGUGAUGCGGAGCUGGGAUCGCUCUCUCAUUUUGAACAGGCUGUCUUUUUGAGGCUAAUAAAAACUACUGCACACAAAAGAUGGAUUUUAAACCGGGUGCUGAGGCUGAGUGACAGCAGGUCCAGCAUUAUGUAAAUUAGCGGGGUAGUGCAGCGGCAGCGUCGGGCAGAUUAGGACUGUGCUCAGGAUCAGUGAACCACCGCUCUCUCCUCCUGCCGGAGCAACUAGUGCCUCUGUUUGUCACAAUCAAAAAAAAAAAACACGCUGCGGACACUUUCUCUGCUUCUGGCUCACACGAGCUCUGAGCACGUGUGUUCAUCUUAUGAAUGAAUAUACCUGAUGCAGAGGGUUUUAUUUUAUGCGUUUAGCGUACACGGCAGAAUACAAAUAUAAGCGAUCUGCUUUGCAGCCGUACUGAGCGCGCCCAACCCCCUCCUCCACGAAGAUAGUUAAACCAGCGCUGUUUCCAGAGGUUUUUCAGGUUUGGUGGGGGGGGGGAAGGGAUAAGGCCCAUAACCUCUCAAUAUCGGUAAAUACACAAUUUAAAGAGUGUUUCCCUCCUUUCCGCAGAAAACAGGGUCUCUGUUGUCUUGCUUUUCUCAUUUUAUGGAGAGACUGUGCUCUGUGCUGUGCUGGGUUUGGGGUUUAGAGAGACCGAGCUGUAAGUAGGUCGGGCUAGGCUUAAGCGGCUUAGCUACGUCAGCCUAAGCUGGGAGGAAUUCAUCCAAAGUCCUCCGCGGUAGGCGGGGGCCUAAACGAGGCUGGCCUAGUUAAGCCUGAUUCUUAUUGUGUGCAGCACAGCCUGUUUUUUUGUUGUGCAACGUAGCCGAGAGGGACCUAAGGAGGAGUGUAUGAAUCCAUGCACAUGUUAGGCAUAGCUUAUGUUUGGGUCAGAGAAGAAGGAAGGUAAACUGAGAAAUAUGUGGGAGUUAAACAAGUGUUAGCUUUGUAACCGUGGACCCAAAAAAAGAAAGAAAGAAAAAGCCAGAAAUAGGGCGAAGAAAAGACAGGUGGGAAGAGUAAGAAGCCAUCGUAUCAAGUGUUGGGGCUGAGGGGUAGCACCCACAGGCCUUACUUGGCCAGUGUGAGUCCGCUAUGCCAUAAGAUGGCAUCCAGCUCCGUCUUUCUGUCCAGUAUGGUGGGCAAAGCUCGCUCCUCCAACUUCACCCUCUCCGAGAAGCUGGACCUGUUGAAGCUAGUCCGCCCUCACAUCCGCAUCCUGGAGGAGCACACCAACAAGCACGCGGUCAUCGUGGACAAGAACAAAUGCUGGGACACUGUGGCCGAGCAGUACAACGCCCUUGGAGGGGACAGACCCCAUCGCACUGCAGGCCUCAGGACCCUCUACAAGAGGCUGAAGGAGUCAGCGAAGCAGGAAGUGAUGCAGCGGAGACACGCCCAGCCAGAGUACAGAGCCAGCAUCUCUGAGCCAACCAGGAGAAUUAUGGAGAUGAUCCCUCACCUGUUUCACCAUGUGCCGAUCCACGAGAAGGACCAGGCUUUGCGCAGAUUAAUAUACAACAAGCACAGCUCUCCAGUUGAACACCCUGGCAGCAGCUCCUCUCUGGCUGGACUCCAGGAUUACUCAGCAGCUGUCCCAAGUAUCCCUCAUGAGGUGGUCCAGCUGGACCCUGAAGAGGAUGUGAAACCACCGCCAGACCUCCCCCUCCUCUCUGCACACACAGGGCCAGCGCUGGACGGAGGCCAGGAGCAGGAUGGAGAGCAGGACUUGGGCAGUGUGCACGACUAUGAAUCAUCAUUGUCUCCCACCCCUUCCUCUGUUAACCUCCCCCUCUCUACCUCGCCGCUGCCCCUACACCAUGACCUUUACCCAAAUGACAUCUACCCCCAUCAUGAGCCCGACAGGUUUCGCCCUCUGCACCUGGCCAAAGAGGAGCACGAGAUGGUGCUAGCCAAUCACCGGAAGGUUGCCAUUUAUCUGGAAGAGAAGAGGGAGGGGCUGAAGAGGAAACAAGAACUGGAAGAGGAACUUCUGAAAGCCAAGAUCAAAGUAGAGAAACUAAAGGCUGCUCGUCUAAGACACGGACUGCCAAUUCCUCUAUAACAAGAAAGAACACACACAUCCUCGGCCACUGUUUGCAAUGAAGAGGCUCUGAGGAGUUGGAGAAGUGUGGAGCAAGAGCUGAGGAGAGGUUUCAUGUUCAUGAGCCGUUUCAGAACUUUAAAUUCCUUUGGAAACAUAGUGCCUCGUACAGACACUUCUUACGUGCCACUUUGCAUUUUGCAGAAUAAGGCUGAAUCAUGUUGCCAUCAGUGCGUGUUAAUACUUGUCUGUAAAACUGUCUUUCACUCUUUACGUAUGGACAUGUAGAAAUAAUGUGUGAGGCCCAAAUAGGUCAAAUAUAUGUGACAAGUCAGGUUUCUGGAAGGGAAUAUAAAGAGAAAUUAAUGUUUUAUACCAUGAUGGUACUAUUCCUGCCCCCAAUAGGUAGUGAGGGGAAUUUUAGCAUAGUGUUAAAAAUUGGUAUUUUUCAGGUUUGAAUUUGUUUCUAACAGCAUUUACUGUGAUGAUGUUCUAAGGUGAGACAAGAAUGAGAGUCUGCUAGGCUUAUAUUGUAGAUUGUGCUCAUUUGUUUAUGUGUAAAGAAAAUUUCCAUUUGAUAGGAAGUAAAAAAAAACACAGAUGUGAUAAAAUAAAGAGAUAUUCCCUUGCAGCACUUCUAAGUAGCCACAUUAAUCGUAAUACAAUUAGGGAUUAGGCUACAUAAAAGAAGCACCUCUCAAAAUGGAAAAAGUAAUACUUAUUAUUAGUGAAAGAUGUUCAGAUCUUGAGCCAGGAGUGAAGCACGUGUCAAAUUGUUUGAAUGCCUUAAAUAUGUGAUGCUGAUGAAGACAACUCCUUUUUUGUGAGUUACUGAAUUCACACAGAAGAGAAUCCAACAUUUACAAGUUCGAGAUUCUUCUGCUGAAUUGGUUGCAAGUGAUGAAAGAAGGGAGAUGUGGAGUUGGUUUUGUGACAUUAAUGUUAUUUAAUGUAUGUGACAACAACAUUGAUUGUAAUGUCAUGUUGGUAUACCAGUGUUUGUCCAAAAUGUUCUUCUUUUUCCAUAAAAAAAAAAGUGUCAGGUU